Messenger RNA from Saitoella complicata NRRL Y-17804, 1167 nucleotides. Its product is annotated as glycoside hydrolase. The record is from RefSeq and is a predicted model, not a curated record. Gene Ontology annotation, molecular function: chitin binding; chitinase activity. Gene Ontology annotation, biological process: carbohydrate metabolic process; chitin catabolic process. Gene Ontology annotation, cellular component: extracellular region. The transcript has a single exon. The annotation marks the transcript as partial. Lineage: Eukaryota; Fungi; Ascomycota; Saitoellomycetes; Saitoellales; Saitoellaceae.
AUGACCAAACGCGACACCCCCACCGGCAAGCGCGCAAUCUACUACCACACAAACUGGGCCACCUACUCCCGCAACUACCAAGUCGCCGAUCUCCCCAUUGACUACAUUACCGACAUCGCUUACGCUUUCUACAACCUCGCGCAGAACGACACCGCGGGUGGCUACACCAUCAAAUCUGGUGACACUUGGGCUGAUCUCGAAAACCCGCUUAUCGGAAAGGGUGUCGAGCCCCAAAACACCUGGGACUCCCCCGACGUCGAACUCGGAAACUUGGGUCAGUUCUACAAGCUCAAGGAGAACGGAAAGGACUUUGAUCUUUCCUUGUCCAUUGGUGGAUGGUCUUGGUCCACUUACUUCUCCGACGCCGUCUCAACCGAGGCAUCCCGCAAAACCCUCGCCGCCUCAAUCGUGCAACUCUUCGAGUCCCGCCCCGUCUUCUCUGGCGUCUCCAUCGACUGGGAAUACCUCUCCGACGAUGCUGUCAACUACGGUAACACCGGUAAUCACGUCUCCACCGCCGACCCCGUCAACUUCAUGGCUUUCCUCACCGAGCUCCGCACCCAACUCGCCUCCGCAGGCAUGUCCGACUACGAGAUCUCGUUCUGUGUCACUGCUGCCCCUGAGAAGAUUGCGUUCCCUGUCGCUGAGGUCGUUGCGUUGGUGGACCAGUUGCACGUCAUGACGUACGAUUUCACCGACGGAAACUGGGGUGAUUCCAUUUCUGCGCACCAGGCGAACCUUUUUGACUCUCCCUAUGGAAAGUGGUCGGUCGAUAAGGCUGUGAAGGCAUACCUCAACUACGGUGUCCCCGCCUCCAAGAUCUACAUCGGUGCCCCCUUCUACUCCCGUGGAUUCGCAAACACCGACGGACUCGGUAAGAGCGCUUCCGGCGGUUCCCCCGACAUGUCCUGGGAAACCGGCGUCAUGGACUACAAAGACCUCCCCGUCGCCGGCGCCACGGAGUACUUUGACGAAGUCGCUCAAGCAGGCUACUCCUACGACCCCGUCCGCCGCGUGUUCAACACCUACGAGACUCCGCGUUCCCUGUUGAGCAAGUGUCAGUAUGUCCAUGACCAGGGUCUCGGUGGUAUCAUUGUUUGGGAGUCUUCGGCGGAUGCGGAGUAUACUUCUGACCGUUCCCUCAUGAAGGUUUUGUAUGAGAACUUG